This is a messenger RNA of Diospyros lotus (date-plum), 3477 nucleotides long. Its product is annotated as protein ALTERED PHOSPHATE STARVATION RESPONSE 1. Bases 1245 to 3221 code for a protein of 658 amino acids. The record is from RefSeq and is a predicted model, not a curated record. The transcript has 5 exons. Lineage: Eukaryota; Viridiplantae; Streptophyta; Magnoliopsida; Ericales; Ebenaceae.
UCUCUCUCCCUCGGGUUUCGAGCUCAGCGAUCUCUCUCUCCCUCCAUAGUUUCUCUCAACUUUUUUCUGUAUCUGCCGAUUAAUGCUCGCUCUUUCAAUAGCACGAGCAAUGGGGUAUACACUUGAGUGGUUCUCUUCCGAAGCUUUUAUCGAAGAUUCCCCUUUCUGUGCUUCGUUUGUCGCGGCAUUUUCGAAACCCUAGCAAGUUUUCCUUCAUCUUCUGCAGAGCAGAGCACAAGCAGCGAGAGCAUUUGCAGGUCUUGCAGUGAUCUUGUCCUGCCAGUUUCCAAGUCAGUACGAUUGUUUUCUUGUCUUUUUCUUGGGGGUUUUUAAAUCGCAACUUGCAAUAGAAAACGGGGAAAGAGGCAAGAACUCUCGUGACUAGUUGAAAGGGAACAGCCGAACUUUGAGCGGACACUGUUUGGUCUUAACAAUUUUUUUUCUUUUUUUUUUCUGCUUUCUCUUGGAGGUUUCGAUAAGCUCUUGCUUGAUAGUGAAAUUUUGGACGUUCUGGAUUGUAAGGUGCUCGUGCUUAGUGCUGUUUUGGUUUCUCAGAGGUCACGACCUUGCAUUCAGUGGGGAAAAAUGGGAAAAAGAAAACUAGAGUUUGGUUCCUUCGUUAUAGAGAUCUCAGGUUUAGUUUAGUAAAUGGGCAUAACUCGAGAAUGUUAAAAGAAUUCAGGAGGCCACUGCUUUAUCGGUUUCUGAGUUCUUAGGUGCUUUCUACUCUCAUUAUGUUCCGUGUUUAGCUCUCUGAAUUACUCUAGAGUGAUGGUGAGCUCACGAUUCUUGUCGCUAGGGGUUCUAAUAUUUGGUUAUGAAGAUUGUUAUGCUGAUUGAAUUGGAAGGUAAAGCGCAAAUCAAGCUGAACUGCGCAUAGUCUGCGACAAAUUUGUUGUUUCUUUGGCUUUGAUGUUACGGAACUGUGUAUUGUUGUGAACUUUUUUGGCUUUGUUGUCAUAUAGUGUUCUGAAUUUACCGAACCAUGGAAGCAACUUAACAUGGGACACUGGAUUGAGGUGUGGAGAGUCUUUCGACUUAUGUUGAGAUGAAGAUUGUAAGAGCUCGAUAAGACUGAGGAAAGUUUGAAGAAUGAAAUGCAUUCAGAAUUUACUGUUAUUUUCAUCUUAAAGUGUAUGGUCAUACGAAAAUCAGCCGUAUUUGGUUUGCUUGCAUUUAUUUGACUUAUUACGCAAGCCAUAGCCAUAGCUGAAACUCUUCUUUUCAAUCUCCUUAUUAAAGAAAUGGGUUGUGCUGCGUCAAGAAUUGACAAGGAAGAGAGGGUAAGGAUAUGCAAGGAGAGAAAGAUGUUAAUGAAGAAGCUGGUGAGGUGUAGAGGAGAAUUUUCUGAUGCGCAGUUGUCUUAUUUGAGAUCACUGAAAAAUACUGGAGUCACCCUUCGCCAGUUCACUGAAUCAGAGUCACUGGAACUUGAAAGUACCCCCUUGGGCCUUGCUCUGCCUCCCUCGCCACCUCCACCUUUUCCUCCAUCUCCUCUUCCUCCUCCUCCACCACCCACUUUUAGCCCCGAUUUCAGGAAGUUUGAGCACAAUCCAAGGGUGGAAGUUGCCCCAGAAGAAAUUAUAGAGAUCCAUGAGGAAAAUAGUUGCACACCUCCUCCUCCUCCAGUUCCUAGUUCAUCCUGGGAUUUCUGGGACCCUUUUGCUCCUUCUUCACCUCAUUUUGAGAAGAUGACUGAAAUUGUCGAGCCUGUCGAGGAGGAAAAUUGGGCAGAGGCUAACACUGAAUUUGAGGAAGAACAGGAGGAGGAUAUUGUUGAUAAUAUAAAUCUGCUUCCUCAGAAGCCUCAGACUGUUGAGUUGGUUGAUGAUGCCUCAUCAAUGGUUAGCUGGCACACUAAAGACACUGGAGAUAUGGCUAUGGUAGUUUGGAGAAGCAAGAAGACCUUGGCAGGCAUUAUUAAGGAGUUAGAUGAUUAUUUCUUGAAAGCGUCAGCAGGUGGCAAGAGCAUAGCAAUUCUUAUGGAUGUCAAUUCAAGCGACAAUUUUCUUAGGCAGGGUUCUGAAGAGAACAGGAGUAGAAGGUGCAAUUCUGCAAAGGUAUUUAGUGCAUUGAACUGGAGUUGGUCUUCUAAAUCUCUUCAAUGUACAAGAAAUGCGGCAGAGUUUGGUGGUCCUAGUGAGCCUUGCAGGCCUGGUGCUCAUUGUGUCACACUUGAAAAACUAUAUGCUGAAGAACAGAGGCUGUGCAAGGAGAUAAAGGAUGAAGAGAUUAUGAAACUAGAGCAUGAGAAGAAAUCCCUGCUAUUGCAAAGGCAAAAGGAUGAAGACCAUGACUCGAUAAAGACUCAGAAAACUCGAUUAACAGUCGAAAGUUUGCAGUCUGAUAUAAUAUGUCUGCAAGAAUCAAUUAGUAGGACAUGCUCUUCCAUUUCAACGCUUUUAUAUGAAGAGCUGCAUCCUCAACUUAUCGCAAUAACUUUUGGGCUUACAAGUAUGUGGAGAGCAAUGUACGAGUGCCAUCAAGUUCAAAAUCAUAUAUCCCAGCAGGUGUGUCAUCUCACCAAUCAGCAAAAUAUGGAUCCAACUACUGACUAUCGUCGCCAGGCUGCUGCUCAGCUAAAAUAUGAGGUCACGUCCUGGUACACUAACUUCUGCAGACUUGUAAAAUCUCAAGGAGAGUAUGUAAGUACCCUCUGCAGGUGGAUACAGCUCACUGAGUCUGUUGCUGAGGACUUGCAACAGAGUGGUAGUUCAUCCAUGGUGCAUAUCUUUUGCAAAGAAUGGCAGCUGGCCCUUCUUCGGCUCCCAGAUAAGGUAGCAUCAGAGGCCAUCAGGAGCUUCUUGUCAGUUAUCCAUUCUAUAAUCUUGCAACAAGAAGGGGAACUUAACCUGAAAAGAAAGUCUGAGAAGCUUGAGAGGAAACUGCAGACAGAGUUAAACUCCCUGUCUGAAAUGGAGAUAAAGCUCGAGGGGAACUUACAUGACAGCGAAAAUCCUGUGUUGAACCCUAAGCACCCUUUAGCAGUUAAGCGCACGAAAGUUGAGAUUUUGAAAAAGCGUGUGGAUGACGAAAAGGCCAAGUAUCUGAAUUCAAUCGAGCUUACCCGAGCCAUGACCCUGAACAAUCUAGGAACAAGCCUCCCUAACGUAUUCCAGGCUUUGCUGGGUUUUUCGAGCGCCUAUGCAGUGUCCUUGGAGGCCAUUCUCAGCCAUGCCAAGCCAGUGGAUUAUUCAUGCCGAUAUGCGUUAAACUUGUAAGCCUGAUGAGUCGAGGUCAGAAGGUGUCAGGUUUUGUUUGAAGAGAUCUGGUUACAAUUCUGUUAUUUGCUUUGGUGCAGUAUCCAGGGGCGUGCUUAAUAGUUCUUAACAUGGAAUUGGCGCUGGACAUCUCUCUUAAAAUGUCUCAGGACGAUAUUGUGUUUUAAUAUUGUUGCAUUUGUACGUAUGAACAUUGUUGAAGCCGAGUUAUUCCUAGCCUGGAAUCAUUUUGCCACAAGUUUCUUUCUUUGAUCUA